Messenger RNA from Medicago truncatula (barrel medic), 802 nucleotides. RefSeq lists its product as uncharacterized. The record is from RefSeq and is a predicted model, not a curated record. NCBI's taxonomy places the organism in Eukaryota, Viridiplantae, Streptophyta, Magnoliopsida, Fabales, Fabaceae. The coding region runs from base 96 to 572 and encodes 158 amino acids. The transcript has a single exon.
UAUAUAAAGACCUAGCUAGCUAGUAGAAUCACAUAUACCUCAUCAUACAUUAUAUGUCUUGCAUUUAUACUAUGAACUAAAACUCUCAUAGAAUCAUGAGUCAGCAACCACUAACAAGAAAGAUAUCAUUCUCAUGGGAAAAGAAGCCCGGUAUCCCCAAAGAAAGUGUUAAUACAAAUGGUGAAAAUUUAAUCCAAAGAGAGAAUGAAUUUUUGCCUAAGUUGCCACUCCCUCCAAUUUCUUCACUUGAAGGAGCAACUACUCCUAGAAAACUUGUUCAUGAUUUUCAAAUUCCACUUCCUCCUUGUGCUUUUCAACCUCCUUAUUAUAGAACUUCUUCCAAGAAGGGUAUUUGGGUUCAAGAUGAUGAUCCUUUCUUAGCAGCUUACAAAGAGUGUACCAAAAGUCAGAAAAGUGGUAAGAGGGAUAAAAAGAUGAGUAGACCUGGUAGUAGUAGUUUUUGUGAAUCAAGGUUAGUGAAAAACAUGUCUUUUUUCUCAUGUAAGAGAUCUUGCAAUGUUCGUGAUAAUAAUUUGGUUAGGAUCUCUCAUUCCCCACAGAACAUAGAUUGAGAUUGAUGUGUAUGUUUAAUUAAUUACAUGUAUAUUUUACUUUCAUGAACUUGUGUUCUAUUGGGACCAGUCAAACUCUAGUGUUAUGUUCGAGGUGUAUAAAUAAUAAAGUAAGAAUCGUAAAAGUUGAUGAACCAACAGGGAUUGAGUUCAAUAGAAGAGGUUAGACUCUGAUAAAGUUAUACAUAAUGCAUGAUUGAAUGAAUGAUAUUUGUUAUACCAUUUUUAUU